Harmonia axyridis is the source of this 1736-nucleotide messenger RNA. RefSeq names its product Usher syndrome type-1G protein homolog (gene Sans). The coding region runs from base 250 to 1638 and encodes 462 amino acids. The transcript has 7 exons. The record is from RefSeq and is a predicted model, not a curated record. Gene Ontology annotation, molecular function: protein binding. Lineage: Eukaryota; Metazoa; Arthropoda; Insecta; Coleoptera; Coccinellidae.
ACAGGUAGCAGAGUACUCACUCGUGUCAAAUCGACACGAAAUUAUAAAAUUCUAACCUUUUAGAUAGCGGAGUACAGGUGAAACAAUACAAUCACUUUAUCUGAUAACUCAUUUCCGAUAGUGAUGGAUGACUAAGAAAUCGAUGUCUUUUCAUUCGUAGUGAUGCCAUCAGCUGUGUAUUUCGUAAAAAUCAAUUCGAUUGUUUGCUCUUGGAAUACUUUAACAUUGCUUAGGAAUAUAUAAACAAUAAUGUCAAACCGGUUUCAUAGGGCGGCCAAAGAUGGCAUGAUAGAGGUUCUUAAAGAAGCAACUAGAAAAGAAUGUAACAGUAAAGAUGAACAAGGAAUGACUCCAACCUUAUAUGCGGCAUUUUAUGGACAUUUGGACGCUCUGCGAAUAUUAUGCGGCCGAGGGGGAAAUCCGAAUAAGGCCGAUCUCUUCGGGAACACAGCCCUUCAUUUGGCGGCAGCUCAAGGUCAUAAACAUGUCGUCACUUUUCUAGUUAAUUUCGACGCGAACAUAUAUUACACAGAUAUAGAUGGCAGGACAGCUCAAGAAUUAGCAGGAAUUAAUAAUAGAGACGACAUUCUCAGAUUUCUAGAUGAAGUGUUGACAAAAACUGAGGCUGGUGAUCACAAGAAAGCCAAAGCCAUGAAGGAUAAGGCCAAGAAGGAUUCAGAGAAGAGAGUUAAGGUUUAUCAGAAGCUUAAAUCGAAAAAUGAAGAAAUGCAGGAAAGACAAGUAAAGAAAACACAGAAAACUUCAGUGAUCGAAACGCUGAAGAGCAGAAUCAAAAGUGGUUCGAUGUCAAAUCUCUCUCAAGUUGGUACAGAGGCACCUAGGAAUAAUUUCAGUACCCUUGUUAGUGGAAACACAAUUUCUUCCAAAAACAGAAGUACUCUUCAAAGAAAAUUGGUUAAUAGGAAUAAUAAACUGGCUAAUGAUGACGAAUUCAAGAUCAGUGAAAUAGAAGAUGGAAAAAGGACCAUAAGUUCCAUAAAAGGUUAUCGCAGAGAUUCAGAGAUUCUCUACAGUGGUACUUUGGAACAGACCAGAAGGGGAAAACUGAAUGGUGUAUUCAAUGAAAUCGAAGAAGUGAACACAAGGAACAACUAUGCAACAAUCCAGAGCAAUGGUAUGUCUAGAAGUCUAUCACAACCCGACUUCAUGCAACAAUUGAGAGAAGAGGGUUUGCAGAAGGUUGACCAGGAACCAGCCAGUAUAUUUGUUAGGCCAGGUAUAGGAAGCAUGGCAUUCAGAAAAAGCAUCACAAAUACAUUCUCUGGUGUUAAUGGACCGGAAAUGACAACAACAGGCGAAAGUUCAAUCGGGUCCGAUAGCAAUUACGGCAUGCGCAACUUAAUCAGCAUUGAAGAUGAAUUAUCAGAUGUCGAAUCUAGUGAAGAUGACCAUCCAAAUGGGCCACUUGAAAGAUUUUUCACAGCUUGGGGGCUUAAUGAAUACUUACCGAAAUUCGAAGAACAAAAAAUUGAUUUGGACACUCUCAUGUUGAUGACAGAAAGUGAUUUAAAAACUCUAAAUUUACCUCUCGGCCCUCAUAUAAAACUAAUGACAGCCAUCAACGAAAGAAAAUCGGCUUUGGAACAUCCAGGAGAAGUAAUAGAUAGUAUGCUGUGAAGAAAAAUAUUUAUACAGACAUAGGUAUUUCUCUAUAUGUAAAUUGAAAUGCAAAGAAUUGCAUGAAGAUGUCUAAAUUAAUAUAUUUCAGGAAAAAC